AGGAGGAGUUUCACAGAGAGUGAGAGAGGCUAUUAGAGAUGGUGAGAAAAAGCAGGAGAGAGAUACAAGCUGUGUGAGGGAGGAAGAUGCUGUUGCCAGGGAACGAGGUUGAGAGAGAAGGAACCAUCUUUUACAGUUUGGGAGAGGAUGAAAAGUCAGUUCAAGAUGGAUCCGAAAUGGACUAAACUGGAGGAAAAUAGGUGAUCCUGCCAACAACCAGCCUGACAGAAUCAAAGGAGAAAGGAAGACACGACUUGCCUCCAUCAGCAGCAUCAGUACGCAACAGGAACUACCCUAAAAACAGGAGCACACCACCUGGAGAGGUAAACAGUGAUGACCCGCCGUCUGCUGAUUUAAGGAAAAGCAGAACUACAUCAUUAUAUAACCGAGCUGAAGCCCGUCCUCCCUGCAGAGGAUGGGUACAGCAGAAGCCACUUUGCGCAUGGACAGCAUGGAGGUCAAGGACGAGUGGCAGGACGAGGACUUCCCCAGGCCACUGCCAGAGGACGGAGUUGGUCUCACUGACAACAGAAGCAAUCCUCCCACCAGCCUGAAUGUCGGGGAGUCCAUGAACCAGAGAAAGCGUCGCACACUGGUCGCCCCCGACAUGAACCUGUCCCUGGAUCAGAGCGAGGGCUCCGUUCUCUCAGACGACUUCCUGGAAACGCCCGACGACCUUGACAUCAACGUCGACGACAUUGAGACUCCAGAUGAGACCGACUCACUGGAGUUCCUGAACAACGGCAACGAGCUGGAGUGGGAAGAUGACACUCCUGUGGCCACAGCCAAACGUCUUCCAGGUGAAGGUGAAGAGGAGAGAGACUCCUCUGGUCGUCUGUGGCGAACGGUGAUAAUCGGCGAUCAGGAGCAACGGAUUGACAUGCAGAUCAUCAGACCUUACCUGCGAGUGGUCACCCAUGGAGGUUAUUAUGGUGAAGGUCUGAACGCCAUCAUUGUGUUUGCAGCCUGCUACCUCCCUGACAGCAGCUGUGAUGAUUACACAUACAUCAUGGAGAAUCUGUUUCUGUAUGUUGUGAGCAGCCUGGAGCUGCUGGUGGCUGAAGAUUAUAUGAUUGUUUACCUGAAUGGAGCAACUCCUCGCAGGAAGAUGCCUGGAAUCAGCUGGCUGAAGAGAUGCUACCAGAUGAUUGACAGAAAACUGAGAAAAAACCUGAAGUGUCUGAUCAUUGCACAUCCAACAUGGUUUAUCAGAACCGUCCUGGCCAUCUCACGACCGUUCAUCAGUGUGAAGUUCCUGGAUAAGAUCCGAUACGUUCACACCCUGGAAGAGCUCAGUCACAUCAUCCCCAUGGAGCAUGUGCAGAUUCCCGACUGUGUGCUGCAGUAUGAUGAAGAGAAGCUAAAAGCACAAAAGUUGAGACAGGAACAUGAGCAGCAGCAGCAGCAGACCAAGUCAGCUCUUCCUGGAGAAAGGCAAAAGUCAAUGCUAGCAUCGGUUAACAGUGACAUCUGACAUUAAGCACAAUGAGUUGAAGAUCUGCUGGGGAAUGGCCAUUCAGUAAACUCAGCAGCUUCUUGCACAGAAUGGACCCGUUAGCUGCAGGACAAUCACUCCUCAGUAUUUCUCUUGUUUCUCACUUAAACCAAUUCAGAACCGGUUAACAACAAGAUGUUACAGAUAAAACCGUUUGCUUUCUGCAUGUGAGAUUGAGUUGUACUAUGACGCAUGGCAACUAUUUUAAAUUAAAAGAAAGCUGUACAGAUUCCUUAAAACAACUCCACUUGCAGAUAAAAUCAAACUGAAACAUUUUGGCAUGGGUUUUUCUUUGGUUUAAUGAAUUUGCUUACUGAAUGAUGUGCAAUGAUUUUCUUCUUCUUUAACAUGUUCUAGAUGUUACUGAUGCAAAAGUAUUGUACAGUCGUCAGGUUUUCCAGCGUUAAAUAUGCAGUCGGCAUGCUUGUUUGUAUCCUUUCCUUCUUUGGUAUUUGUAUUUGUCUUGUUUUUAAAUAAAAAAAAGGCAGUACUUUUUCAAGACUGAAAGACUGAAUUGUUAUAGAUAAAAUUAAAUAUAUUUAAAGAAAGAGAGCCUGAAGAAUUACUUUAACUGUUAUCUAUGAAAAUGUGCCAUUUAAUGUUUCUAAAAAAUAAAACAA
Molecule: messenger RNA, 2115 nt
Organism: Poecilia latipinna (sailfin molly)
Lineage: Eukaryota; Metazoa; Chordata; Actinopteri; Cyprinodontiformes; Poeciliidae
Gene: atcayb
Product: ATCAY kinesin light chain interacting caytaxin b
Exons: 14
Coding region: 416-1474 (352 amino acids)
Biological process (GO): apoptotic process
Cellular component (GO): cytoplasm
Source: RefSeq, a predicted model, not a curated record